UCCGGAAACUUCAGUCGGUUCCUCUCUUCCUCUAUCUCGCCGAUUGGAGAGAGUAAUGGCGUCGGUGAGGCUAUUCGCCAUAAAAGCACUCCAGGGAUCGCCAUCGAUUUGCAACCAAUCAGAGUGUCUUCUCCAUCGAACUCAAGCAUUCGCCGUCCGAGCUAUCUCCACCGUCACAUCGCCGACGUCCACGGCCGUCGUCUACGACCAGCAUGGACCUCCGGAAGCCGUCACGAAAGUUGUUGACAUUCCACCGGUAGAGCUCAGAGAGACCGACGUGUGCGUAAAAAUGCUCGCCGCUCCGAUUAAUCCUUCUGAUAUCAACAGGAUCGAAGGUGUGUACCCUGUGAGGCCGCCAAUCCCAGCAGUUGGAGGAUAUGAGGGAGUUGGGGAGGUACACUCUUUAGGCUCUGCUGUUAGAAAUCUGUGUCCGGGUGACUGGGUGAUCCCAUCUCCACCUUCUUCUGGGACAUGGCAAACAUAUGUUGUAAAAGAUCAAAAUGUCUGGCAUAGAAUUGAUAAAGACACACCAAUAGAGUAUGCUGCCACAAUUACUGUAAAUCCUUUGACAGCACUACGAAUGGUUGAGGACUUUGCCAACCUAAAAUCAGGAGAUGCCAUUGUUCAAAAUGGGGCAACAAGCAUUGUGGGCCAGUGUGUUAUUCAGCUUGCUAGAGAACGAGGCAUUCAUAGCAUCAAUAUUAUAAGGGACAGGGCUGGAUCAGAUGAAGUGAAAGAAAAACUCAAGAAACUUGGUGCAGAUGAAGUGUACACUGAGAGCCAACUGGAAGUGAAGAAUGUCAAAGUUCUCUUGGCAAAAAUCCCUGAACCUGCUCUGGGAUUCAACUGUGUUGGAGGCAAUGCUGCUUCCUUGGUUCUGAAAUUCUUGAGGCAGGGAGGGACUAUGGUAACAUAUGGCGGAAUGUCUAAGAAACCUAUAACAGUGUCAACUUCAUCCUUCAUUUUCAAGGAUGUUGCAUUGAGGGGAUUCUGGCUGCAGAAAUGGAUGAGUUCUGACAAAGCACAGGAGUGCAGAAAAAUGAUUGAUUACCUCUUAAGCUUAGUACGAGAGGGGAAAUUGACGUACGAGACGGAGCUGGUUCCGUUCAGUGCUUUCCACACCGCAUUGGAUAAGGCACUUGGGAAAUUUGGGAGCCAACCCAAACAAGUGAUCAAGUUUUAACCGCGACAUGGAACAUAGCCAAAUUGUUGCCACUUUUAAGAACACUGGUGUGUUUGGUAUUUCUCCAGGACUUCGUUCAGGAACUGCCUUUGUAAGUCGCAUUCGUAUUUCGUAAUUAGUCUAGAGGACUUCUGUGUUGCAUAUCGUUUGUAAUUUGAUUUUUUUCCCCAAAAUGACGACUAUUUUUUUAAAUUACGAAAAUAAUACUUAAAUUUAAAAUAUUUACGAGA
Diospyros lotus (date-plum) is the source of this 1413-nucleotide messenger RNA. Its product is annotated as enoyl-[acyl-carrier-protein] reductase, mitochondrial. Bases 56 to 1183 code for a protein of 375 amino acids. The record is from RefSeq and is a predicted model, not a curated record. Lineage: Eukaryota; Viridiplantae; Streptophyta; Magnoliopsida; Ericales; Ebenaceae. Gene Ontology annotation, molecular function: trans-2-enoyl-CoA reductase (NADPH) activity. Gene Ontology annotation, biological process: fatty acid metabolic process. Gene Ontology annotation, cellular component: mitochondrion. The transcript is spliced from 10 exons.